CGACGUUGCGUCACAAGCGCGAAUGUUGUUGGGCUGGCGAUUUCGCGGCGGCGAUGGCGACGAAGACUCGGCGCUGGAAGAGGACGCACUGAGGCUGGCUUCAGCUCGGAUAUGACUAAUUCCCGUUUGUUUGAGAGCAGUUUCCUUUUGAGUUUUUGCAUGGGCUUCGGGUGAAUCGCGAGCUUCUGACCACUUCGCUCCUUUCACGGAUUUUCAUGUCCUGCUUGUGAGAUUUUCCCUACUGGAUCAACAGGAGUAACACCGUCCACCGCUGAUACUCUGCAGCCGAUUUGAGUCGGAGCUCCUUGUUGGCUGACCCACACUCCUUCAGCGGGGCCAUGGAGGAGCAGGUCCAGCAGAGCUUGGAGUGCAUCCAGGCCAAUCAGAUCUUCCCCAAGAAGUCCCCCAUUCUGGAGGAGGAAGACAUGCAGGUGCCCUUUCCCGAGCUGCAUGGGGAGUUCACAGAGUAUGUGGGGAGAGCAGAGGACGCCAUCAUUGCAAUGUCCAAUUAUCGCCUCCACAUCAAGUUCAAAGAGUCUGUUGUUAAUAGUUGUUGUUGUGAGGUGUCAGUCCCUCUGCAGCUGGUUGAGUGUGUGGAGUGUCGGGAUAUGUUCCAGCUUCAUGUCACCUGCAAGGACUGUAAAGUUGUCAGAUGCCAGUUCUCCACCUUUGAGCAGUGUCAGGAAUGGCUGAAACGUCUGGGUGUUGUCGUGCGCCCUCCCUCUCGCCUGGAGGACCUCUUCUCCUUUGCUUUCCACGCCUGGUGCAUGGAGGUGUACGCAGGAGAGAAGGAGCAGCACGGCGAGCUGUGCAGGCCAGGAGAACACGUGACCUCGUGGUUCAAAAACGAGAUGGAGAGGAUGGGCUUCGACACUCAGAAUGCCUGGAGGAUAUCGGACAUCAACAGCAAGUUCAGGCUCUGCCCCAGCUACCCUCAGCAGCUCCUGGUGCCAGCCUGGAUCACUGACAAGGAGCUGGAAAACGUGGCCGCCUUCCGCUCCUGGAAGAGGUUUCCUGCUGUGGUUUAUAGACACCAGAGCACAGGAGCUGUGAUCGCCCGCUGUGGCCAGCCAGAAGUCAGCUGGUGGGGCUGGAGGAAUGCUGAUGAUGAGCACCUGGUUCAGUCCAUCGCCAAGGCCUGUGCCGUGGACAGCAGCUCCCGCAAGCACCUUCUGAACGGGAGCUACAGCAACGGGGCAGACCUGCCUGAUACUGACUUUGAAUCGUCCAUGACCAACAGCUCAGAGGUGGAAACUCUAGCCACGCAGCCCCACAAGCUACUGAUCCUGGAUGCCAGGUCGUAUGCUGCAGCAGUAGCUAACAGGGCAAAGGGCGGUGGCUGUGAGUGCCCAGAGUACUACCCCAACUGUGAGGUGGUGUUCAUGGGAAUGGCCAACAUCCACUCCAUUCGCAAGAGUUUCCAGUCUCUACGCUUCCUCUGCACCCAGAUGCCCGAUCCAGCCAACUGGCUCUCAGCCCUGGAGAGCACCAAGUGGCUGCAGCAUCUGUCCCUGCUGCUGAAGGCGGCCCUGCUAGUGGUGAACGCGGUGGACCGAGACCGCAGACCGGUUCUGGUGCACUGCUCCGAUGGCUGGGACCGCACACCUCAGAUCGUGGCUCUGUCCAAGCUGCUUUUGGACCCCUACUACCGCACCAUCGAGGGCUUCCAGGUUUUGGUGGAGACAGACUGGCUGGACUUUGGCCACAAGUUUGCUGAUCGCUGUGGUCACGGAGAAAACUCUGAGGACCUGAAUGAGCGCUGCCCGGUCUUCCUGCAGUGGCUGGACUGUGUUCAUCAGCUGCAGAGGCAGUUCCCGUGCUCCUUUGAGUUCAACGAGGCCUUCCUGGUGAAGCUGGUGCAGCACACAUACUCCUGCCUGUUCGGCACCUUUCUGUGUAACAGCGGUAAGGAGAGGGAGGAUCGUCAUGUCCAGGAGAGGACCUGCUCCGUCUGGUCUCAGCUCAGACCAGCCAACCGAACGCUGAGGAACAUGCUGUACUCCUCCCACUCCGAGUCCGUCCUCCACCCCGUGUGUCACGUACGAAACCUGAUGCUUUGGACAGCAGUGUACCUGCCCAGCUCCUCCCCCACCACCCCCUCCGAUGACUCCUGCGCCCCCUAUCCCGUGCCCAGAGUCAACCCAGAGGAUGCGCCCCUGGGCAGACGUACCAAAACUCGCUCUUUUGACAACUUGCCCAGUGCAUGUGAGCUGGGAAGCUCGCUGGCUCCCAACCGCCGCUCCAGUGACCCGAGCCUCAACGAGAAGUGGCAGGACCACCGACGCUCUCUGGAGCUCAACAUGGCCAUGGGGCCUGAAGGUGGGGGGGAUCAGGAUCAGAACAGAGAGGGUCUUUUUCCAGACGGAGCAGACUCUGAGCUGGACGACAGCCUGCUGUCCCAGGAAUCCCAGGCUGCACUUCCACGGGAAGCCUGUGUGGACCCAGGAGAAGAGGAGACAGAGGAGGCGGAGCUCUCUGUGGCUAUGAGUGUGGUCGAGGGCCAAAUGGAGAAUAUUCUUCAGGAAGCCACAAAGGAGGAGGGAGGAGCUGACACACAGACAGAGAGAGGUGCUGCUGACACAGACGUGAAGGAAGCUAAACACGACGAGCAGCAUCAGAUUAGGGUUAGGGCUGAGAUGCACCCAGAAACAUUUUCCAGUGGUUACCAUGGAGAAAAUGGCAUCGUGAAGGCAGAGGAGGACAGUGACUCUGUCCCCCAGCCUGCCCAGAAACAGGAGGGUCUGGAUCAACAGGCAGCUGAGGUGGCUCCCUCUCCAGAAGAAAUGCUGAAGCAGAAGUCCUCUGUUCAGGAGGAAGUAGCAGAAGACGCCUGCCAGUCCAGCUCAGGUGAGUCUGAGCAGCUGGAGGCCCACAGAACUUUAACCGACGGCUUUGUGGACAAGUCCCCUGAGGAGUGGGACAUGGACGAGGACGGCUGUCUCCCUGAAUCCCAGCAUGCUGUCUCUGAGCCAGCAGAGCAGGUCGAUAAGAAGUCCUCUCUGAUGGAGAGCUCAACAGAGACUUUAACUGAAGAAGCCUGCAGCAGAUCGGAUCCUCCAGCUCAGCAGAGCGUUUGUCUGAACCAUCAGCCCUGCAUGGAUGGCAAGAGCCAAGCGCCCUGCUUCAGGAAGGAGAAGGGGGUGGAGACAGGUGAGCACAGCUUCAGCAGAACUUUAAACGGGGGAAGCAAGCAGCCCUUCAUCAGUGCCUUUCAGUCUGUGAGUGCUGAGCUCAGCAGGGAAGGGCUGUGCAAUGGAGACGGCUCCGAUAGAGACCCGUGCGUAGGAGCUCACUGGCACAAAGGGGAGCGGGCCCCUCUGAGUCGACAGGUGUCCCUGGCAAGCUGCAACUCCCUGAUCCUGCACCCUCGGGGCUGCUGCUCUCAGCACCGCUGGUGCCACGCCCUGCUGAGCAGGACCGUCGUCAGCCCAGAGCAGCCGUCCCGCAGCCACCUGGACGACGACGGGCUGACCCUGCACACAGACACCAUCCAGCAGAGGCUGAGGCAGAUCGAGGCGGGGCACCAAAUGGAGGUGGAGACUCUGAAGAAGCAGGUACAGGAGCUGUGGAGCCGUCUGGAGAAUCAGCAGCACACCAGCUCCCACCGGAUUAACGGAGAGCUAGGGGAUGAAGUGACCUCGAUGACAGACUCUGAAUUCAACCUGGACCCAAACUGUCUGUCUCGCUGCAGCACAGAACUCUUCUCUGAGGCCAGCUGGGAGCAAGUGGACAAGCAGGACACUGAGGUCACGCGCUGGUACCCUGAUCAUUUGGCGGCACAGUGUUACGGCUGUGAAAGCAGGUUUUGGCUUGCUACCAGGAAGCAUCACUGCAGUGGCAGGGAGCCUGUCCAGGAGGUCUGGAACUGCGGUAAUGUCUUCUGCGCCAGCUGUUGUGACCAAAAGAUCCCAGUGCCAAGCCAGCAGCUGUUUGAGCCCAGUCGGGUGUGCAGGAGCUGCUACAGCAGCCUCCAGGUCAGCUCCGUCCCCCUGGACCUGGAGCUGGAGAAGCCCAUCACAGCCAGCUCCAACUGAGGACCACCGCAGCGAAGCGCAGGAGAGCCGGGCUGAGCCGCCAGCCACUGACACGGACGCAUGCCAGCUACGCAGAAUGUCCCAUGUACUCGUGUGAUUGUGUGUGCUUGUUAGUGCGGCGGAGAAGGGACUGUAGGUCGAUACGCAGAGGGGGAUGUGCUGGCAACACGCCAAGUACUUUGUGUGUGUGUGUGUUUGUGUGCGAGUAAGAAAGGGUCCGCAGCAGCGAUGGAACUGCACGCCAAGUUCAGAGGAGCGAGAAUGGACUUCCUGGACCUUUGGGCCAGGCAUGCGGAGGAGGAGGUGAUCUCACUGUGUUUGCUGGUCAUGUGGAGGAAUUUUAGACGCCCCCCACUAGAGUUGUCCCCUGAGAGGUGGGAAGAAAAAGCAAAAGACUCCAUUAACCAUAAGGUUUAAACAAAAGUUGUUUUUCCUCAGAUGUUUAAAAGACGUCUGCGUCGCCAGCGCUGCUCUUCAUACUGGUGAUGCUGGGUGAAGGGAUCCAGCAGACCAGCCUGUCAGACGUUCUCAUCUACUUUUCUGUUGGCGACUAGUUAAAACGACCAAAAUGCUGAUGAGUUAGACUCUUACGGGUUGUUUUUCACAGCCCUCCAGCUAGAGACCCUGUAGUUUUAGAUGUUGGUGUCGGGCAGGGUGAGCUCCACCAGGGUUCAGACGGUAGAUCUGCUCUCGUUUGAUGGUUUCCUUGGAGAGCCUCUGGUUUCCAGACGCGGCUGCAACAGAAAGGGCUCUUCAUGUUCUCCCUAAGUCUGUAAAUCCACAAGACCAGUCACCAGAGAAGCCACGCCCGUUCUAUGACCUCCUCACGCACACGUCUUUGUAAAAUAAAUCAGUAAAAUAAUAUAUUCAGAUGUCUAUAUAUAGCAUUUAAGAAAACUGUAUAGAAUCAUCAAAUAGUGGCUCUCUUAAUAUGUCACAUUUUUUUAUUUCUUUGUUUUAGGUGAAUAAUUGCAGAGAACUAUAUUUUGCGACCGGUUGGAUCUGACGGAUGAUUGGUUUAAUAGAACAGCAGGUUUGUCCUGUUUUGAUGCUGCAGCGGUUUUCUCCUUUCAAUGCAAUCAUUACUGGGUUUUAUUUAUUCAAGCUUGCUAAAGUGCUGUUUCAAAUCCAGAUCUGAGACGAGAGGUGGUGCCGGGGGUGCUGCUCAUCGGCUGAUCCCUCAGGAUGAGGGGGGGGGGGGGGGGGGACUGGAGUUUUCUAUGCGCUGAGAAAACGGUGGUCCAAAACAAGCAGCCUGAUUCCAAAAUAAAAGCCUCCCUUUAGCUUACAAACAUCAGUCCAUCUCCAAACACUAGCUCUGCUUUUGUCCAGACUCAUUUUCUCUCUCUCUCUCUCUUUCACACACACAUGCACAUCUGACUUCUAGUAGCUUCUCAGCUUCAUGUCACAGACGGAGAGCCUUUGUUAUUGCUCAGUCCUCCAUGUUUCAGCUGAAUGAGAACCGGUUCCACACACCAACAGGUCAUAUUGUUAUGAUCACUUCUGAUGAAACUGCUCGUUUUUUAUCCAACAUCAUCUGCAGAUCCGUUACGAUUUAGGACAACUUUGGCCGCCAGCUGGAUGGACGACUCGGCACACCUGAGCUGUCUGACGGAGUGUGUGUUCCUGACACCUGGUGGUGGUUUUAAACAGCUGCAGUGGUGAGAAACACACCAACGGUCUUGGCCCUGUGAGACGGUAGAACAUGGACAAAAGCACUUAGCAGGAAGAAAACAUCUCUAAAGCUCAUGUGGGUUCAGACGUCGUUUCUACCCAUAAAGCACUUCUAGCUGAAUGAGAUGUGGGGCCAGAGCUCUCUGACUCUGCAGCCUUUACACCACCACCACACGGUCGCAGGGCACCACGCGCCUCUUUGCUCUUUGAUCCAUGAAUGUGAAUUGUUUCUAAAGAUAAAAGAUGUUUGUUUUUGUCAGUUUGCACAUUUAGUAGACACUGCCACAGAGCACUCUUCUGAACCUGCAGCUGAAAGUGUUUCAGAGUUGUGAGGGUGAUGAGGGCUGGUGCCGUGUGUGUCGGAGGCUCUGCUGAUGUCACACACACACACACAUUGCUGUGCUGUUGGUUUUUAAUCCCAUCCUUUAGAAGUUCUCUUGCUCCGCAAAUGUUGCAUUCUCAGCUUACACUGACAUUCUCUAACAGAGGCUUCUCUGCAGCGGCCCAGCAAUCGUCUGAUGUGUGUGUGUGUGUGAGAGUGUGUAUCUUUCGGUGGAGGCUGGUGCCAAGCAGCUGAUUACGGGUCUCUGAUGACGGGAUCAGGUGUGUUUUUGCUUGAUUUUUCCUCUUUGUUCCUCCUGUGUUGGAUCAGCACUUUGACCUUCUGAAGUCUCAGAGGAGUGUGUACAUAGCGGUUCCCUGUAACAAGUGCUCCUUGUUCAGUCUGAAUAUUUGGUUUUGUUGAAUUUACUUUACAGAGCAUUACCUUGUUGUAGAAUUAAAUGAAAUUAAACUAGAUCA
Molecule: messenger RNA, 6509 nt
Organism: Nothobranchius furzeri (turquoise killifish)
Lineage: Eukaryota; Metazoa; Chordata; Actinopteri; Cyprinodontiformes; Nothobranchiidae
Gene: mtmr3
Product: myotubularin related protein 3
Biological process (GO): phosphatidylinositol dephosphorylation; regulation of autophagy
Cellular component (GO): cytoplasm; membrane
Molecular function (GO): phosphatidylinositol-3-phosphate phosphatase activity; protein phosphatase binding; phosphatidylinositol-3,5-bisphosphate 3-phosphatase activity
Source: RefSeq, a predicted model, not a curated record